Molecule: messenger RNA, 4177 nt
Organism: Exaiptasia diaphana
Lineage: Eukaryota; Metazoa; Cnidaria; Anthozoa; Actiniaria; Aiptasiidae
Product: tolloid-like protein 1
Exons: 13
Coding region: 290-2947 (885 amino acids)
Source: RefSeq, a predicted model, not a curated record
UUCUGCUAAAAAUCAAUGAAAAAUGUCAAACAUAUUUGGUUAGGACGCCCAAAGCGCAGUGUGUUAAAGGCAUGCCAUAUAUCCUGAACUACGAGCAAUAGACCCGCUUAGUCGAAUAGCGGUUAAUUAUGUGAAAGAAAAAUAGACGGUACUGACGAGACCCAAUAGAAGGACACGAAGCGCGAAAUAAUGGAUUACUGAUUUCCAGGUCAUGGAACAGGAAAAAACAAGCAAAAGCGAGGAGUCAACACUGGAAUGCCGGUAUGCGGUGUCGUCUUGGUAACUUAAGAUGACGAAUGUACCUCCAUAUUUCUUGUUAGCAUGCUUGUUCGUUUGGGUCAGCUUGGAAUUUAGGUGUGCUAAAGGUACCCCUACACCUCCCCUGCCAGGCAGUGUGACGCAAACUUUAUCGGUGGAUCCAAGUAUCUUGUUGAAUCCGACAGCUACUUAUUAUUCACCCUCAUCAAGCGUUUACGUGACGAUCAAUACAGGUUGUGGUGGCAAUCUAACCAAUCACAGUGGACAGCUAACACAUCCAGAAUACCCAAAGCCCAUUGCGAUCCCGAGUACGUGUACUUGGAGAGUAAAUCUCGACACAGGAAUGCGCGUUUCUCUGUUAUACAACUAUUUGGAUUUAAAGGGACAGUGUAGCGAGAAUUUCCUUGAGAUUUGGGAAAAGUCUUCCGGUGGCUCACGAACAUUAUUAAGAAGGUCAUGUGGAUAUCUAGAUAAGCCUGAACGACUCGUUACCAAGACAAACAGCAUUGAUGUUGUGUUUAACUCUAAUUCAUCGAUUUCUGGUGGCGGAUUUCUCGUCACCUAUUCAGUGUUCAAAGGAUGCAACCAAACGUUUGCCAACAAUAGUGGUGUUAUACAAUCACCUUAUUAUCCCAACGACUAUCCUCUGAAUAUCCAAUGCGCAUACACCAUCACAGCUCCUGCUGACCAUCAGGUAUCUCUGUCAUUGGAAUUUCUUGAUCUUGCCUACUCAAUGAAUUGUACAGAUAGCGUGCUGGAGGUCUGGGACGGACCUGUUGGUAUCUCGUCUCCUGUUGGUCGGUAUUGUGGCUAUCUGAUCAGUCAAUGGUUGAGAUCCAAAAGCAAUGUACUCAGCUUGAGGUUUUCCUCUAGUAUGGUGGGAAGUAGACGCGGUUAUAAGCUCCGAUACUAUGCUGUCAAAUCAGACUGUAACUCGACCAUGAACUCAACAGAGGGUUUUAUUUCUGCACCCAGUGAAAAUGGGCCUUGUUCCUGGACAAUUAACAGUAUACAAGGCCACGUGAUAUCACUCCGGUUUGACAGGUUUUUUCUAUCGUUGUCUGAAAACUGUUCACGUGACUACCUCGUGAUAAAAGAUGGUCGAUCAGUGAUUGGUCGAUACUGUGGGUAUCAAAAAGGUGAACUGGUUUACUCUAACGAUAAUUCUGUUACUCUCGAGUACUUCACCUCGAAGGUCGACGGCCAUGGUUUUCAGAUAUAUUACAAGACUUUUAUUAAACCUGAUUCGUACAACUACCUGAAUAUGUCAAGAGGCUAUCUCCAGACUCCUCUCUACCCGGACAAUUAUCCAAGUAACACAAAAUACGACUGGCUUAUCGAACAGCCAAUUGGCUACAUCAUCGACCUUGCGUUUGAUGAUUUUGAGUUGGAAUUCUCAGUCAAUUGCACCAAGGACUACGUUGAAAUAUUUGAUGGGGCCAAUAAUAGUUCUGUUUCUCUGGGAAAGUACUGUGGAACAAAGAAAACUAGUGAUCACGUGACUACAUCUGGUAACAUGAUGUACCUGGAGUUUGUAUCGAAUAGUCAACGACCAGCGAAAGGGUUUAAAAUUAGCUAUACUGGCAUAAGAAUAGACUGUCCAAAGAAUUUCACCAACUCAUCCGGAACAAUAAUGUCCCCAAAUUAUCCCGACUUUUAUCCAAAAAACUACCACUGCGAAUGGCAUAUAUCCUACAUGGUUGGCUAUCAAAUCUACUUGACGCUCUCUUACUUCGACGUAGCACCAACUGAUGCAUGCAUUGGGGACUACGUUGUUUUUAGAGGAUUAGCUGAGAACAAAGACGAUAGUCCAGAAAGACACUGUGGCUAUUUAGUGAAGAGGUAUCCAUUGGUAUCCAAGUACAAUACGAUGAUGGUUGCGUUCCAUACAGAUGGUGUGGAAGAGAAUAGAGGGUUUGUUCUGAACUACAAGGUGGAUGGAACAGGUUACCCUACCCCUCCUCGUUCACCAACAUCAAACGAAUUGGAACAAGCGGUUGUGAUGGAGUUGUACAAUAUCACCAAAUCAAAGUGGAUCACAAACAAAGACCUGGCAUUCAAAAAUUUAGUAGCCAAUGCAACUAAUAUUUUCUGCGAUGGGGAAAACGUGCCCUCGUGUUUUCUACUGACCAAAGAAAGGCAAAGGAGGUCAUUGGAUUCAAAAUUCACAGCACAAUCCAUCCAUCUUGCUCCUGGGUAUCCUAAAGCACGUGAUUCAGUUCUUGUGGUGGUACUUUAUGCUUUGUAUUCAAGUGACAUGAGAGUAGACACAGAUUGGACAUCUUCUGCCAUUCCAAAGAAUGCGUUAAAGCGUGCAAUUCUCGUCUCGAAAGAAUACAUUGAGUCUUCGUUUGGUACAAAAAUCAAGUCAAUAUCGUACUACGUGGACAUGAAUUCCACUUCAGCAACACCCGUUGUUCCUGCAGGACAACAGUCGAAUAUCCUCCCCAUUGUUCUCGGUGUCAUUGGUGGCUUCGUUCUGUUAUUUGCAGUUAUUUUAAGUACAUGCUUAUGUUGGCGUAAAAAGAAUCAUGGGAGAUUUAUGGUCAAACGAUGUGUGACUCCUAUAGAGUUUGUGGACGAAAACGAUGAAAUCAAACUUGAGAAAGUAAAAUCAGGCGAGCCUCAACCAGCAAGGAGACGAGCUUCAACACUCAAAGUUGUGGAUCUUGACUCUCUUACAGAUUAAACGAGCACAACCUUAUUGUUUUUUUAAACUAUAUAACUAUAUUCUGUAAAUGAGUAUUUACAGACUCUCCAUAGAUGACUAUGUAAAUGGUGACGAAGGCCAAUGAAUGAUGGCAUUCGUGUCUCUAUAAGAGCAUAGAAACACGGCUUUCAAGCGAAGGGCUGUUAUCAUUAAAAAAGCUUUUCUGCACGAGGUUCAAAAUUUUUCUCGUGUUUUCCCGCGUGUUUUUAAUAGAAAAUGAAAACAAGGAAAAAAUCUUUUAAUGUUUCAAAAAACAGUCAAUAAUUAUCAUGCACUGAUAUAUUUCGGCAAUUUAAAUUGUGUAUGGAAAAUUUAAUAAAACAACAUCAUUCAAGAGGUGAGCAGUUAAUGUCAUUGGGGACAGGGCAGGGAAAUUGGUUUAGUUAAGUGAUUUCUUGUUCGCAUUUGAAUGAAAUUUAAUAUAAAGACCGUACUCCGUUAUUCUAUUGGUAAAGAGAAAGUAAUACAACAUCAGUUUACUAAUGCCAUCAUUCAUUGGUAUUGUUGUUAACUAAAGAAAAUAAGUUCACUGUUUUUAGUUUUACACAUUUCAACCAAUCAGUGCGUUUGUUAUAUAGAAGUUUUGUAAUGAAAAAGAAAAGAAAGCUAUGCUAAUUCUUGAUGAAUUUAGAUUGACAUCAUACUAUCAAAUCUAUAUGUUAUCAAGUCUAUAUUGUUCAUAGUCUUACACAUAAUUCUUGACACUCUGAACUGACCUUAAGUAACGCAGAUCGCACUAGAGCAGAGAAGAGGGAGACAGUCUGCCCCUACUAACUAUGCCCUGUCCCAUGAAACUGUGGUGCCAUACUACUUUGUCCUAGCAGACCUGCAGAACUAAUAACACUGAAAAAUGAAACGUUUGGUAUAUCGAGGCACCCUGCAUCCCACCUGUGUGGAAGUUCCAUUCGUUCAAAUUCUAAAACCCUGUGGCGUAAUAUAUCUUCUUUUCCAUUUCAUGCAAUUGUUAUGCCAUAUGUUCGAUAGUUAGAUCGCGGUAACCGUCUGCCUCAAAAAGGCAGAUGUCUGCCGCUACCAAAUUAAAACACCUGCGCAUGAAUCAUCAGAGGUUGUAUUGGCUCUUCUGUUUAUUUCUUGAUAUUUCUCGUAGCACUGUGUCCACACUACCACGUCAUUAUACUCAUUUCUGAUUAAAAUCCGCACUGAGUUCGUUAAGUCUUUGUGUAAUAAAAUUGAUGACAUGUUCUUCAA